Cydia strobilella is the source of this 801-nucleotide messenger RNA. RefSeq lists its product as uncharacterized. NCBI's taxonomy places the organism in Eukaryota, Metazoa, Arthropoda, Insecta, Lepidoptera, Tortricidae. The transcript has a single exon. The record is from RefSeq and is a predicted model, not a curated record. Bases 16 to 786 code for a protein of 256 amino acids.
GCGCGUCCAGGCACCAUGCUGACGCUUGCGCUUGCAGUGCUCACGAUCGCGGCCGCGGAGGCGCAACCGUUCAACAUCACUCACUUUAUCGUACCACACGAUGUCCCUCCGGGCCAAGACGAAGUCAUCAUCGAGUGCAGAUACGAUGCCAACUUUACCAUGCUUAGCUGGUUUAAGGGGCCGACGGAAUUUUUCCGCUACAAACCUGGAAAAACACCAAGCACCAUGUCAUUUCCAAUCCUCGGAGUUGGUAAAGUAGAUUUGGUUUCCUGUGGACCGACAGCCUGCAGUCUCAAACUUGGCACUUUGACCGAAGACGCAUCCGGUUUGUAUAGAUGUGACAUUGAAAGAAGUUCACCACCGUACUUAUUCGAAACUCGAUCCUCCUACAUGGAGGUCCAUGGUCACAAGCACAAAAGACCUUUGCUGGAAGGCCUUGCAGAAGAGUUUGGUGAAGGAGAUGAGAUACUAGCGUAUUGCAGAGGUGCAAGGGAUUCAGAAUUUCGCUGGUACAUUAACGGACGAGAGGUGGAGGAAAUGAAGGGAUCGCAAACUUUAAGAAAAACCAGUUCUAGGCUGAUAUUUUCGGGAGUGCCACCAACAGUGACAGUGCAGUGCGCAGAGUUCCGUCACGGAAAACUGCUAGGCUCUAAAGAAGUAAAAGCUCGCUGGAGAAAAUCCGUCCAUCAAAGUCAAAAACCUCUAGAGCAAAGAAAUAAUGGUUCAUCCGUUAAUAAAAAUAUUACUUUUCUGAGUAUCCUACUGUUACUUACAAAUUUUCAAUGAAAAAUAAUUAUGUUA